GUAUAUAUGCAAAUUCAGCUCACAGUCCAGCUUUGAACUUAAAAUUCAACAAAAAUGACAGCUCUGUGUUUCACUUCACACGCUUCUCUAUCUUCAUGCAACCUCCACACCCACCCCUACAAAAAGAAACACGGCUUCAACUUCAACAAUUUUGGGUCGAAUUUAUCCACCAUUAUCAACAAAACCCAAAGCUCCAAUCCUCGAAUUUCCAUUCAUUUCUCCGUUAAUCGUCGUCAGUUUCCUCUCAAAUCUUCCGUAAAAGACGAGCAAGCAACCGAAACGGAACCCACCGCCCAUUCCCCCGUCGCGGUGGAAUCUAAAGAACCGAGCGAUGAAACACACGGUCCGAACAGUGAAGAAACGGAGGGGAAAGAAGAUCAACAAGAAAUGGAUUGGAAAACGGAUGAGGAGUUCAAGAGAUUUAUGGGGAAUCCUUCCAUUGAAGCUGCGAUAAAGCUGGAGAAGAAAAGGGCGGAUAGUAAGCUUAAGGAAUUGGAUAGGGAAAGUAACGGGAAUCCCAUUGUGGGGCUUUUCAAUAAGGUGGUGCGUGAUAAUUUGGCUAGAGAAAAAGAAAGGUUGGAGCAAGCUGAAGAGACUUUUAAAGCUCUUGAUCUUAAUAAGUUAAAGAGCUGUUUUGGAUUCGAUACAUUUUUUGCAACGGAUGUUCGAAGGUUCGGAGAUGGUGGGAUUUUCAUUGGGAAUUUGAGAAGACCGAUCGAAGAAGUCAUUCCUAUACUUGAGAAAAAGCUGACCAAAGCCGCAGGCAGGGAAGUUGUCUUGUGGUUCAUGGAGGAAAAAACGAACGACAUUACGAAACAGGCAUGUGUGGUGCAACCUAAAGCCGAAAUUGAUCUCCAAUUCGAGUCUACCAAGCUGAGCACUCCUUGGGGAUAUGUUAGUGCAACAGCCUUAUGUGUUACAACUUUCGGGACCAUUGCUUUAAUGAGCGGAUUCUUCUUGAAACCCGGUGCUACAUUUGAUGACUAUCUCGCCGAUGUCUUGCCUCUCUUCGGUGGCUUCAUCUCCAUUUUGGCAGUUUCCGAGAUAGCCACGAGGGUGACAGCGGCUCGUUAUGGUGUUAAACUCAGCCCCUCAUUUCUUGUUCCAUCCAAUUGGACUGGUUGUUUAGGUGUGAUGAACAAUUACGAGUCAUUGCUUCCAAAUAAGAAGGCUCUUUUCGAUAUCCCGGUGGCACGUACGGCUAGCGCUUACUUGACAUCACUGGUGCUUGCAAUCGCUGCUUUCAUAUCUGAUGGCAGCUUUAAUGGUGGCGAUAACGCAUUGUUCAUAAGGCCUCAGUUCUUCUACAACAAUCCGCUGCUUUCUUUCGUCCAAUUUGUUAUCGGACCGUAUGCGGAUGAACUCGGAAACGUAUUACCAAAUGCCGUGGAAGGGGUCGGAGUUCCUGUUGAUCCCCUCGCUUUUGCUGGACUUUUGGGAAUGGUGGUGACUUCUUUGAACUUGUUGCCUUGCGGAAGACUCGAAGGUGGCCGAAUAGCUCAAGCGAUGUUCGGACGUAGUACGGCUAUGUUGUUGUCCUUUGCCACGUCCCUUCUCCUUGGCAUCGGUGGUCUAAGCGGAAGCGUACUUUGCCUGGCGUGGGGAUUAUUCGCAACCUUCUUCCGUGGUGGGGAAGAAAUGCCAGCGAAAGACGAGAUAACGCCGUUGGGAGAUAACAGGUUUGCUUGGGGUAUAGUUUUAGGUCUCAUUUGCUUCCUCACUCUUUUCCCCAAUGGUGGUGGUACUUUCUCUAACCCUUUCUUAAGUGAUCCCUUUUUUAGGGGCGAUCUGUAAAAACAAACAGUGUAUAUAUACACUAGCUUAUAGUUACUCACGUGUAAAAUUUUUAGUUAAUUUUGAAGACAAGUAAAGGUAAUGGAAAAUUCAAGAAAAUAAAUAGAAACAAAAAAUGUGAUUCAAUCUGCAA
This is a messenger RNA of Gossypium raimondii (Peruvian cotton), 1927 nucleotides long. Its product is annotated as probable zinc metallopeptidase EGY3, chloroplastic. The record is from RefSeq and is a predicted model, not a curated record. Bases 55 to 1794 code for a protein of 579 amino acids. The transcript is spliced from 6 exons. NCBI's taxonomy places the organism in Eukaryota, Viridiplantae, Streptophyta, Magnoliopsida, Malvales, Malvaceae.